AUGCUGCUGCCCGUGUUCACUCUGAAACUGCGCCACAAAAUCAUCCCUGGCACGGUGGCCAUAGGGCGCUACGACGGGAUCCACCCGUGCCUGGCGGCUGCCACUCAAGCGGACAAGGUUUUUAUUCACAACCCUCAUGCACGGAGCCAGCAUCUGAGUGCCUCCAGAGCCAUCCAGAGCCCUCUAGAGUCAGAUGUUUCGCUUCUCAACAUUAACCAUGCAAUCAGCUGCCUGACUGCAGGAGUUCUGAACCCUCAGCUUGGCUAUGAUGCCCUUUUAGUGGGGACACAGACUAAUCUUUUGGCUUACGAUGUUUACAAUAAUUCAGACUUGUUCUACAGAGAGGUGGCGGAUGGGGCCAAUGCAGUUGUGUUGGGAACACUGGGAGACAUUUCCCCUCCUCUUGCGAUUAUCGGUGGAAAUUGCGCUCUGCAGGGUUUUGAUCAUGAAGGAAAUGAUCUCUUUUGGACGGUUACUGGAGAUAAUGUUCAUUCUUUGGCCUUGUGUGAUUUUGACGGUGAUGGGAAGAAAGAGCUUCUUGUUGGAUCUGAGGAUUUUGAUAUCAGAGUUUUUAAAGAAGAUGAGAUUGUGGCAGAAAUGACAGAGACAGAGAUAAUUACCUCUCUGUGUUCCAUGUAUGGCAGUCGAUUUGGUUACGCCCUUUCCAAUGGCACAGUUGGAGUUUAUGACAAAACGGCCCGAUACUGGAGAAUCAAAUCUAAAAAUCACGCCAUGAGCAUUCAUGCUUUUGAUCUGAAUUCUGAUGGAGUACCCGAACUGAUAACUGGUUGGUCCAAUGGGAAGGUCGAUGCUCGAAGUGACCGAACCGGGGAGGUCAUCUUUAAAGACAACUUUUCUUCUGCAAUUGCUGGUGUGGUCGAGGGCGAUUACCGGAUGGAUGGCCAUGUACAGCUAAUCUGCUGCUCAGUGGAUGGAGAAGUCCGGGGCUACCUGCCAGGCACAUCUGAGAUGCGGGGGAACCACAUGGACACCACUGUAGAGCAGGACCUGAUCCGAGAGCUCAGCCAGAAAAAACAGACUCUGUUGCUCGAACUCCGUAACUAUGAGGAAAACACCAGGGCUGAAUCGAACAGUCUGUUGAGUGAGGCUGAUGGGCCUCGGGGCAUCAUCCCAGCCAACACCAAGCUCCACACCGCCCUCUCAGUCAGCCUGGGGAGUGAGACUCAAGCUGCGCAUGUGGAAUUGUGCGUUUCCACUUCCAAUGACACCAUCAUCCGGGCAGUGCUGAUUUUUGCGGAGGGGAUUUUUGUAGGUGAAAGCCACGUGGUUCACCCCAGCAUUCACCACCUCUCCAGCUCCAUUUGCAUCCCAAUUACACCUCCCAAAGAUGUCCCAGUGGAUCUGCACUUGAAAGCCUUCGUGGGUUACAGAAGCAGCACCCAGUUUCACGUAUUUGAAUUGACAAGACAGCUCCCCCGGUUUUCCAUGUAUGCGCUGACCAGCCCAGACUCUGCCAGUGAGCCACUCAGUUAUGUCAACUUUAUCAUUGCUGAACGGCUGCAGAGGGUUGUAAUAUGGCUCAGCCAGAACUUCCUGUUACCGGAGGACACUCACAUUCAGAAUGCUCCAUUUCAAGUGUGUUUCACGUCCUUACGGAAUGGUGGCCAGCUGUGUAUAAAGAUGAAACCUAGUGGGGAGAUCACUGUAAAUACUGAUGACAUUGAUUUGGCUGGUGAUAUCAUUCAGUCGAUGGCAUCAUUUUUGGUUAUUGAAGACCUUCAGGUAGAAGCGGAUUUCCCUGCUUACUUCGAGGAAUUACGGAAGGUGCUGGUCAAGGUGGAUGAGUACCAUUCUGUGCAUCAGAAGCUCAGUGCUAACAUGGCCGACAACUCUAAUCUCAUCAGAAGUUUGCUGGUCCGAGCUGAGGAUGCUCGUCUGAUGAGGGACAUGAAAACAAUGAAGAAUCGCUAUAUGGAACUGUAUGACCUUAAUAAGGAUUUGCUAAAUGGAUAUAAAAUUCGCUGUAACAAUCACACAGAGCUAUUGGGAAACCUAAAAGCAGUAAAUCAGGCGAUACAAAGAGCAGGCCGGCUGCGUGUUGGAAAAGCAAAGAACCAGGUGAUCACUGCUUGUCGAGAUGCAAUUCGAAGCAACAACAUCAACACAUUGUUCAGAAUAAUGCGAGUGGGGACAGCUCCUUCAUAG
Molecule: messenger RNA, 2166 nt
Organism: Orycteropus afer afer
Lineage: Eukaryota; Metazoa; Chordata; Mammalia; Tubulidentata; Orycteropodidae
Gene: BBS2
Product: Bardet-Biedl syndrome 2
Exons: 17
Coding region: 1-2166 (721 amino acids)
Biological process (GO): non-motile cilium assembly
Cellular component (GO): membrane; ciliary basal body; neuron projection
Molecular function (GO): protein binding
Source: RefSeq, a predicted model, not a curated record